This is a messenger RNA of Ylistrum balloti, 2620 nucleotides long. Its product is annotated as double-stranded RNA-specific adenosine deaminase-like. The transcript has 14 exons. The coding region runs from base 170 to 2443 and encodes 757 amino acids. The record is from RefSeq and is a predicted model, not a curated record. Gene Ontology annotation, cellular component: cytoplasm; nucleolus. Gene Ontology annotation, molecular function: double-stranded RNA binding; double-stranded RNA adenosine deaminase activity; tRNA-specific adenosine deaminase activity. Lineage: Eukaryota; Metazoa; Mollusca; Bivalvia; Pectinida; Pectinidae. Gene Ontology annotation, biological process: RNA processing; adenosine to inosine editing.
GACGCGGAAGUCAGUCGUGAUGCAACUUGGCCGACGAGGCAGGAAGUGAAACCGAACACGUUACAUGUUAAACGUGCAAUUUUCAAACCUGGAGUUUCACGUAUUCUUUUUACGGUGACGGAACACUUCUGUGAUUCACGUGGACUAAAUCGAACAGGCUUAGGUGAUCAUGACAGAGGAAUGGCGAGAAAGUUUGGACAAUAUGAACAAAAAUUGUAUCAGCAGACUUCAAGAGUAUGCAGUGAAGAGAAAGUAUGAGGUCCGAUAUGAAGAAACGAUUACAGGCGAUGGAGGCUUUCAGUAUGACGUGUACUUUGAGAAAUUCGUUGCAUCUGGAACUGGAAGUAGGAAAAGGGAAGCAAAGGAGGCGGCAGCAGACCGUGCUCUCCGGUCUCUAUAUAGCAACAGCGGAAACAAUCAGAGUGAAGCAAAUCAUCAAUCGGAUGAGACCAGCACUUAUAUGUAUAUCAGGGAUGGCAUGAUUUGUUCUGAUAAGGAAGAAAAUGGAAGUGAAAGUGAAAGUUCGACUUAUGCCGUCUCAAGAGAAUUAAGCAAAUAUACUCCUUCUCGUUCAAAUGUAAAUUUGCCGAGCUGGGGCCAAAUAGAGCAGACGAGUCCUACCAACUGCAUUUCUUCAGUAUCAACUGGAAAAAAUCCCAUUAGUGCAUUCAUGGAAUAUGCACAAGCAAAAGGAGAAAUUGGCAGUUUUGAAGAAGAAGCUAAAUGGGGCCCUUCUCAUUGUCCAACAUUCAAAAUACGGGCUCUUCUUGGUAAAAGAAAAUUAGCUGAAGGAACUGCAGGUAAUAAGAAGGAUGCGAAGAAACGGGCGGCGGAAGCAUCCAUUAAUAUGUUGUCCACAAGCUCACCAAGCAAUGCUUUGGUUUAUCGGGAUUCCGUGCCCACUCUUUCACGAUUACUGGACGAUCAGAAUACCAGUAUAUAUCCUGCUGGAGCUGACCCAAUCAGUGUCCUUAAUGAAUAUGCCCAGAAAAGGGAUCUAGAACUGACUUUUCCGGAUCAGGAUGUUUCCGGGGCAGAUCAUGAAAGAACGUUUACGCUUAGGGCGAUGAUAGGAAAUAUGGACUUUCCCUGGGCAUCAGGCAGUACAAUCAAAGAGGCAAAACGAGAAGCGUCCCGAAAAGCAUUAAAGCAGUUAAAACAGAACGGACUCUAUUACUACCAAUCCGGGAUGUCUACGUUCACGAUAAGCCAGCCACUGACAUUCCAGGACAGAAUGGCUAAGCUCUGCCAUGAGAAAUUUGAUAGAGUCGUAGCAGACAUAUCUGAGAACCUCGCCGGUCGUAAGGUGAUAGCAGGCAUCGUCAUGGAAUCUACAACUAGCAAGACCUUUGACGUCAUCAGCAUAGCUUCCGGGAACCGUUUCAUCAAAGGAGAUGCACUGACGACAGAGGGACAAGUGCUGGUGGAUUCGCACGCUGAGAUCUUAGCGUCACGAGGAAUGAGAAGGUUUCUUUACAAUCACUUGGCAAAACUCAGUAGAGGGGAAAAGUCUUAUGUCCUGCGACGACAUGGGGCAGGGAAGGCUGAAGUAGUUCCAGAUAUCAAGUUUCACUUGUACAUAUCAACCGCACCAUGUGGUGAUGGGGCAAUUUUCACGCACAGUACUGGCCAAUCAAAUGAUGAACCAGGCAGUCUGAAUGUAAAAGAUCACAAUCCAACCUUUGCCGAUAACAAACAAGGACAACUGAGGACAAAGAUUGAGCAAGGUGAAGGACAGAUUCCGACGAAUAAGAUGCACGUGAGUCACCAGUACCAGGCCAUGGAUGCAGUGAGAGGCGGAGAGCGACUGCUCGUCAUGUCCUGCAGUGACAAGAUUUGCAAGUGGAACAUGUUGGGAAUGCAGGGGGCACUACUGGCCAGUCUAAUGAAGCCUGUAUACUUCAGCUCCAUUACAUUAGGAACUCUAUACAAUCACGGACACAUGGCGCGAGCGAUGUGCUGCAGAUUAGAUAAUAACGUCCUGAUGAUGCAUGACAUAUUGUCAGAUGGUUAUAAAGUUAAUCAUCCAUUGCUUGGUGCUGUAUCUCGCAAGGAAGACCCUAGACGUAGCGUUGACAAAUCGACUUCGUAUAGUAUCAACUGGAACACUGCGGACGAUAGCACCGAAAUGACGGACGGUCCUACCGGUCUACAACACAGCGGUGGAUACAGUAGAUCUACGUCAAGAUCAAGAUUGUGUAAACAACAGUUUCUUCAGUUAUACAAACAAAUCUGUACGGAUGUAGGCUUUCCGCACUUGGUCAAAGACGAUUAUCUGGCGACCAAAAGAGCAUCUACAAUAUAUCAGAGUGGCAAGAAGGCUAUGUAUGCGAUCCUUCACAGUAAGGGGUAUGGCACCUGGGUAGGGCUGCCGAGAGAAUGCCAGGAAUUCUCCACGACUUCCACACCCACUGUCCAUCGUAUUGUCGGCCUACUUCAUUGAGGGAUCUAUCGCUUCCAAAUCCAUCAUCUGGUGAUCGAGUUUAUUCCAGUCUUUCCAUUAUGUCUGAGGAAUGAAGGACAAUUUUCAUUUAUUCCCUUUCUUGAAAGACUUACAUUGAUUUGUAUGGAGAACAAAUGUUGAUAAUUUCAGCAUACAUAAUCUUUGAUGAUAUAUUUU